AUGCGUAUCCUUACCAUAUACCUUUUCUCCUUUGUUUCUUCCUUUGCUCUGGCUUACAUGAUUGACCAGUCCUGUCGGGAUGAAGGCAUUUAUGAUGAGGUUGAGAAUGCAGUAAAAUCUGCUUUCGAAAUGGCAGAAGCAGGCGUUGCUGCUCUUCAAGGCGCCCAGGACGUUGACCCCGAAUGGGCAGACGUUCCCCCUCGACCAAGAGAGCUGCAGAGCCUAAUUUCUAGUAUAUUUCUUCAUGAAGAUAUUAUCCGAGAUACCAUGCCGCGUAUUCCUGACGAUGAACUUACUGGGCUCAAUUAUCCAAUGAACACGAGAAAUGUCAAGCUCACCAACGUUUACGAUAGUUUGUCAGGUAUCUUAAAGAAUAUUCGUGAUCCCGGCAAUACGAUGAAUCCGAGCAAUAUGGAUGUGAAGAUAUACUGCAACUAUAAGCUGUUCCAAUAUAGCAUCAAGGACGGAAAGCCUUGGGUAGAUGAUCCCGACAGUGGCAUGAGCAUGGACAAGAACUCGGCAUUGUGUGGACCCGAUGAAAACACCAAGUUAGGAGUGAUUGCUUAUGCAGUACGCUCUGUGAAGCGCAAAGGGGUGAAACUCACUUCCCCCAUUCAAAUUUGCGAGGACCUUGUUAAGUCUGUCAAAGACACAAGACGCAUAUCGCAUCGAUCACUCUUCAAGACCAAUAUUGGAAAGGUGAAAAGCCACCUCAAGGAACACCGGCCCUUCAAUUUUGCUCAAAUUGAUGCUUAUGCGCUUCUGGAUGUUACACUUCUCCAUGAAAUGACGCAUGUGGAAGCAGGACGGUUUAUGGAUGACGUGCGUCUGAAGAAGUCUGCCUGGAAUCUUCCAUUCCUUCCCAAAAAUAAGAUCGAACCAACCUAUUACUGGAAAUCUAUCAUAGAACUGGCAAAGAAAGGUAACUAUGUCGACAGACCAGGAUUGGCGAGGCCAGAUAGUGAGUGUGCUGGAGUUGCAUUCAAAAUGGCCGCUAAACGUUGA
This is a messenger RNA of Aaosphaeria arxii CBS 175.79, 1005 nucleotides long. RefSeq lists its product as uncharacterized. The record is from RefSeq and is a predicted model, not a curated record. The coding region runs from base 1 to 1005 and encodes 334 amino acids. Lineage: Eukaryota; Fungi; Ascomycota; Dothideomycetes; Pleosporales. The transcript is spliced from 7 exons.